GCCACUGAUACAGCAAUCAUCAUCAUCAUCGGUAAUUUCAACAACAUUUCAGGUUGACACGUCUAUGCCCAAAAAAUUUCCCAAUUUUCCAUCCAAUUCUGCAUAAACCCUAGAUUCACGCAAGCAAAACUUUCUUUUUUCUUUGCCUCCGGAAUUGGAGCACCGCCAUAUCCGGUCGCGUGUUUCCUCGUUCGGGGACAUUGAUGAUUCUGCUUGUUCCGCCACUGGCUGCUGUUGUCGUGUUCCGCUUCUGGGAUCACCGCCCAGUGCCUAAAGGAACAAUCUUUUGGCGCUAAAUUGUGGUGGGGUUCCUCUAUUUUUUUCUUUUUUUCUCCAAUAUGUAUAGAUCUGGAGCAGGCAUGGCUUGGAACGUGUUUAGGUUCUGCACUGCCCUGAGAGGAUUAGGCUCGAUCAUGAUACUAAUGGUUCUUGGGGUUGUGGGUGUUACCUAUUACGCUGUUGUGUUGACUAAUUUUGGACCUGCCUUGUUUCUUGGAGGCCUUGAUACUCUUAUCUCCUUCGUGGUGUUGAUCUUGUUUCAUUGUUUGUUGGUUAUGUUAUUGUGGUGUUACUUUGCUGUUGUGUUUAUGGAUCCGGGGACUGUGCCUCCUAACUGGAAGCCUGCUGCUGAUGAGGAGAGAGGAGAGGUUGAUCCGUUGAAUGGGGUAGAAUUAAGUAAUCUGCAGUCUGAUCCUGCAAAUCAACGGUUCAGAUACUGUCGGAAGUGCAGUCAGCCCAAGCCACCUCGAUGUCAUCAUUGUUCUGUUUGUGGACGUUGUGUACUGAAGAUGGACCACCAUUGUGUCUGGGUAGUUAACUGUGUUGGGGCAUUAAAUUACAAGUAUUUCCUCCUUUUCUUGGUCUACACUUUCCUUGAGACCACUCUUGUGACUAUAUCAUUACUGCCACAUUUCAAAACAUACUUUUCUGACGGAGAAAUUCCUGGAACACCUGGCACUCUUGCCACAACUUUUCUUACUUUUGUUUUGAAUCUGGCCUUUUCCUUGAGUGUCUUGGGAUUUCUUGUCUUGCACGUGUCAUUGGUAGCUUCUAAUACAACCACUAUUGAGGCAUAUGAAAAGAAAACUACUUCAAAAUGGCGUUAUGACCUUGGUCGUAGAAAAAAUUUUGAACAGGUUUUUGGAAUGGACAAGAGAUACUGGUUCAUCCCUGCUUAUUCAGAGGAAGAUAUACGAAGGAUGCCUGUUCUUCAGGGCCUUGAGUAUCCAUCAACACCAGACUUCAAUGCCCAAGAGUUCUGAGAGCCAUUGCCACAUCAGAAGAGAAACUGUUUUUACCUUUUGCAACAGAAAACAUGGAGCAUCCAUAGCCUCUUGUUUUGGUCUCUAAGAGAAUCUGUAGCAUUGAGGUAUUUAAGAUCCGGACGGCAAUUUGUUUGCAUAGGCACUUGGCAUGAUUAAUGUUUUUUUUCCUUCUUUGAUGAGUCGUGUGCUUGUGCCAAGUUCAAAUGGUGAGCAACGAGGAGCUUGGUUUAAAGGUUUGACUAGUUAAUUGAUGUGUUCAAAUUCCUGAAAAUGUUAUCUCACUCACGAUUAAGAACUAUACAUGGAUUUUCACCUGUUCAAUUUUUUACCCUUCAUUAGUCAUACACUGAUGUUGCUUGGAAUGAUUGUCGAUUGAAGUUUUACAAUCAACUAUUCCUUUGCAUAGAUGAUGUUCAAAUGUAAUACGAAUUAUACUUUCCUGUAAAUAUAUGCAAUUCACAUGUCAUUUGUCCUACUUUGUAA
This is a messenger RNA of Glycine soja, 1748 nucleotides long. Its product is annotated as probable protein S-acyltransferase 14. Gene Ontology annotation, molecular function: protein-cysteine S-palmitoyltransferase activity. Gene Ontology annotation, biological process: peptidyl-L-cysteine S-palmitoylation; protein targeting to membrane. The record is from RefSeq and is a predicted model, not a curated record. NCBI's taxonomy places the organism in Eukaryota, Viridiplantae, Streptophyta, Magnoliopsida, Fabales, Fabaceae. The transcript has 7 exons. Bases 339 to 1262 code for a protein of 307 amino acids. Gene Ontology annotation, cellular component: endoplasmic reticulum; Golgi apparatus.